Ctenopharyngodon idella (grass carp) is the source of this 4654-nucleotide messenger RNA. RefSeq names its product centrosome-associated protein 350. The record is from RefSeq and is a predicted model, not a curated record. Gene Ontology annotation, molecular function: microtubule binding. Gene Ontology annotation, cellular component: centrosome. Gene Ontology annotation, biological process: microtubule anchoring. Bases 112 to 2865 code for a protein of 917 amino acids. The transcript has 8 exons. Lineage: Eukaryota; Metazoa; Chordata; Actinopteri; Cypriniformes; Xenocyprididae.
UAGACACGAUAUUUGGGGAGUGGCAGCAGAGUCUCACAGGGGACCUGAAGGAGGACAGGCUACUGUUCCUCUGGCUGCUUGCUUGCGACUGAGCCCCUUUGUGAUGGCAGUAUGCCAGUCAUGAACAGGUCAGGCUUGUUGAGUAAGGCAGGUUUGAGGAGGCUGUUGUCAUCAGAUGAAGUGUGGACUUUAGGAAGGAAGAGGAACCAAGUGGAAUUUGUCCCAGUGGAGCAGGAUAUUGUGCCAGUUGCAGAAUCAAAUAAUCCUCCUGCCAGUCUCUCUCACAGGUACAGUCGACAGAACCAGGCCCCUCUUCACCUUAUCAGCCCAGAAAGAAUUGCCAAGACGGAAAGUGGAAGCACUUCAUGUCAGCGUGAUUCUAUGAAGGCUUUGAAAUCAGGAGCUGAAGUCAAUGAACAAAACACGCAGAAGAAGGCUCAAGGGUUUUAUGAGGACACCUGCACACCCAAGAGAAUAAGUCCACAACAUCCAGCUGAAGUGCCAAUGAAGCCAGUAUUAAAUAUCCAGCAUUUCACGCUCAACCGUGAGCCUCGUCCAGAUAUAAAAGAUGAUCUCCGGUUGGAUUCUAAGAAGAGCCAUCUUAAGCCCAUUGAGCCAGAGGACAGAAAGACGACAAGCGUGGUCCAUGGCAAUGCAACUCCAGAUACCACAGCUCUAAAUGUACAGAACAAUCAGAGACUGCACAGUGUGCUGGUGUUUAACAACAACCACAAUAUCUGUGACCAGGAUGCAGGGGGCCAAUGGAAGUCAUCUCUUGCAUACUCCAAAACUGAUAAAACCAGUGCAGACUAUGUGCUUCCUGAACAAAAAACUCAGGCAUGUACAAAUGAGACUGUCACAGACAAUCCACUUAUUGAAAACUUGAUUCUGGAAGCUGUAAGUGCGGAAAUAAGAAAGGCUGAGGAUAGUCCAUCUUGUGAUGUCAGUCUGUCUGAGAUAGAUGAGAAGUCAGAGGCAAUUUCGUUUCAUAGCGAAGUACUCGCUUGGUCUGAGGAAGAAAGGGACUGUCUGGAUGAGGAGAAGACUGAGGCAGCUCAAGAAAGUAGUUGCUCUUUAGUUUUUGCAGAAAAGUACACUAUGGUACCAGACAAUUUUCAUCUUUAUGUGAACAAUAAACAGGAAGGACGCUGUACACCGCCACAUUACGAAAGACAAAUGACUGGAGAGUCUACCUUGUCAGAAAUUCUCUCUCCUGUAGAUGAGGUUUUGUCUUACGGAAGUGCAGAACUCUCUCCAUCCGCUAAAGGAGGAGCUGCAUUAGGUCUUGACAGCUACGGUUGUCCUCCUCCCCCUCCUGCCUUUGAGAUUAUUACAUGGACCAGUGAGGAGGAACUUCCAGCUCCACCUGAUUCUGUGGAAGAUCUCUCCAUUAACAGUGAGAACAUCCCUCCUCUCCCUGUGGACUUCUCUCUGAAAAGAAGAGAGUCUCUAAGUAUAGGCUCUAACAGUCUGAGGGAAAAGGAGGUAAAUGAUGAUACUAAUGGAGCUUUAUAUGAGGAUGCAGAGGAAAACGACUGCUCAGAGUACACUAGCUCACUUCCUGAAGAUGUGAGAAAUGAAAUCUCAGAUCCAUUGUCCUCCUUUAAGAUUGGAGACAGAGUUCUUGUGUGUAACUCCAGACCGGGUGUGCUGAAAUAUAAAGGCCUCACAGCGUUUGCAAAUGGUUUUUGGGCUGGUGUGGCUUUGGACAACCCGAAUGGAAACCACAAUGGAACUUUUAGAGGUGUGAAGUACUUUAGCUGUGACAAAAGUCAUGGUGUCCUGGUCAGAGCUGAGGACAUUGCUCACAUACAUAGAGAACAUAGUAGUGAUGUAGAGACUGGGGUGGAUGAAGAUCCCUUCUCAGAUGAGGAACCACCUAGUGCAAAGAGAGAUAAACAACAGAAAGACACAUCAGCAGCAGAUGGACAAAGAGGACAUACACAUAGUCAGUGUCCUCCUAGAGAUGAGACCAUACUUACAAUCACCACAUGCACACAACAAAAAGAACCUCAGGAAGACACGUCUGAUGGAGCGAGAAACCUUUCACAUCCCUCUGAAAUGCCCUCACCAAGACCUGACUUUGAGCUCCAUCAUAAUGGGCAAAACAGGCAUCAUGUGGAUGCUAAACUGACAGAAGAGCUGGUUAAAGAUGCUCAGGAUACCAGAAAGAGACAAAGAAUUAAAUCAUUGCAUGACAGUCAAUCUACAGAUACUGAUGUCAGAAAAAGUGAGGAUGGUUAUUUUAAGCCAUGUGUCUUGGAGCAGUGGCAUCAAGCCCAACCCGACACGCCAUCAAAGAUAAAGGUGUCCCCCCAUGAAGACAGUAUCGUGUACAGAUUAGUGAACGCUGCAGUGGAAAUUCUGUGCAGCCAAGCAAAUGAAGACACUCUUGACCUUUAUGAAACUCCAAGCUAUCUAUUGGAUGAUGACAGUCGCAAACAUUAUCGAAAGGUGAUCUUUCAGUUAACAUCUGAUGUACUUCAUGAGAUUUUGGGUGAUCUGCUAAGAACAAAACCUGCCCAGAAUAUAGAUGAUCAAUCUGUAAUCUCAACUCUGCAAUCAAGUAAAAUUUCAGUCACAUUUUUAAAGGCUGCAGUGAGAAAAGAGAUACAGAAAAUUCUGAAUUUAGAGCGAAGUGAACAACAGAUGACAGAGAUGCUCCAAAAACUGUGCAAAUACUGGUAUGCCAAGAGAGACAGAGUGGACUUUAUACUGAUUCAGGAACUUCAUAAUGAGGAGAGAAGUUGGCUAGACUACAGAGCUGACCAGUACACUGUGAAAAUGCAUCUGACUGAAGAGAUUUUCAGCCUUCUUUUGGAUGACACAAUAUUAGCCCUAAAUCAUAUGCACUUUUCAACCUAAAAGACAAGUUUUUGAAACUUGAUGGCAUUUUCAUAUUCUGCAUCUUUGAUGUGUUGUUGUUUUCUUUUUGGGUGAAUCUUACAAAUCACAUCAAGAACAUUCCCAAGUCAUAUUUCAUAUAUUUCAUAAAUUAUUUUAUGAACAUAACACUCUUUUAUGACCAUUAGGUUUUCUUGCAUUAUGAAAUUAUUUGCACGUGACAAAUAAGUACAUUUUUUCCCUAAUUUACACUUUUUGCAAUUACUGUAAUGACAACCAAACAUUAAUUCAUUACUGAAAUUCAAAAGUAAUAAUGAAAUAUGAUUUAAGUUUUAAAGUAUGUAUACAUCAUAUUAGUAUUGGUUGUACAUAAUAUAUCAUAGUAAUUUGUUUAUUCUAAUACAUUAAAAAUAACACUUUUACAGUAUUACAGUAAUGAGAAUCUAAUGCAAAUCACCAUGAUGAAUAAUGGGAAUUACAAAACAACAACAGUCCAUUAGGCACAUAUCAAAAUACAAAAAAUGAGUUAAUUUUUCUGUAUGCAGUAGGCCUAUAUUUGUUUUUUUCUUUUGAUUAUGGAGAGAAAUAUUUGUACAGGUAAACCUGAGUCUUGGUUGGUUCCUCAUUGGUUGGUUCCAGAAAUGAAAUUUCUGUCAUUAAUUAUUCACCCCCAUGUCGUUCCAAAUCCUAAAGACCUUCGUUGAUCUUCGGAACACAAAUUAAGAUAUUUUAUGAUGAAAUCUGUGAGGCUUUCUAUCUCCCAUAGAAAAAAAAAAGAAAAAAAAAAAAAAAAAAAAAAAACUUGAUAAUGUCAAAGUGCAGGCAAGGCAUGGUGAUGCAGGAGCCGGCCAAUAAUGAGUCUGCGGUUUGAUGUAGAACCUGGAAGCGCUGGACGUAAACAGCGUAGCAGAAAUACGGGAGGGAAGAUAUUGUUGAAUAAAGUCGUUAUUUUUGUUUUGUUUUUGCGCAGAAAAGUAUUCUCAUCGCUUAAUAUCGUUAAAGUUGAACCAUUCACGGCAAGUAAUUAAUGACAGAAAUGUCAUUUUUGGGUGAACUAACCCUUAGUUUAAGCCAUCAGUUUGGUUUUUCUGUUUGUUCUGUAUUGCCUUUACAUAUGUCAAGCUGUUAUGUAGAUUUCGCUCUUCUAGAUUGUCUUUUUUUGUGUGUAAAUAAACCAAGUCUGCUGUACUUGAGAUCCUCUGCUCCUCUUUCCUUGCCUGCACUUUGACAUAAAGUUGUUUUAUAUUUACUCUUUCAUUGAUCACUCUUCUAAUCAUUAAAUUGGCAUAAAAAAAAAAUGUUUUGUGUAGCCUACAUUAUACAAUUAAGGUGAAAUAUAUUUCAUUCUUAGAUACAUUUGUUUUGUAUAUUUUUUAAACAACAACAACAACAAUAAUAAUAUAAAGAGCUUAAUUUUGCUUGCAGUAGUGUACCAUCGAACUGGGGUGCGUUUCUCAAAAACAUCGUUAGCCAACUAACAUCGCAAGUUCCGUCGUUACUUACAUAGUUGAACGAUUUGGUGUUUCCCGAAACCAUAGUUCAAACGAACAUUCUGACAUUAAGUACAAUGUGUAUCUUUUAUUUCGAAUAUAUACAGAUGUAAUUUACAUAUUUUAGUUUGUCAAGAGAUUUAAAGCACCGUUUUUGAAGAGUGCGCAUGUGCGUACGUCCUCUAGUACGUAAGAACAAGCAUAUGAUUAAAUUUGGAAAUAAAGAAAAAUAACCGAGGAAAAUGAGAAUUAGUCCUCUGAUGCCAUGUCCGUAAUUUAUAGCAAAAAAUCUAGCAUUAAUUCGAUCUCAAAAGGACUCA